AUCAAGAACAAAAGCUUAGAUUAAAUUAUCGCAUUCCUGCUAAAGACUUAGACCAAGUAUAUAAUCCUCUAAGCGACGGCAAUUGUGGGUUUCGUGCACUUGCCAUUGCUAUUAGAGGAAACGAAGAAAAUUGGGAUCUCAUUAAAUUAGUGAUGAACGGCCAACUAAAUAAGCGCAUGGAAGUUUAUAGAGACUGGCUGGGCUAUGAUAUUGAUUUACUUAAGCAGAUAUUAGAGUCCAGAGAUUCACCUUGUCAAUCUUCACUCUGGUUUUUAUCACCUGAUUGUGCUCAAUUGGCUGCCAAUACUUUUUCGGUUCCUAUCGCUAUUUUCGAGGAAAGAGAUGAACAAA
Molecule: messenger RNA, 351 nt
Organism: Racocetra fulgida
Lineage: Eukaryota; Fungi; Glomeromycota; Glomeromycetes; Diversisporales; Gigasporaceae
Source: the annotation of a GenBank genome assembly